Trichoderma citrinoviride is the source of this 2097-nucleotide messenger RNA. RefSeq lists its product as hypothetical. The transcript is spliced from 5 exons. Gene Ontology annotation, molecular function: zinc ion binding; DNA binding. Bases 1 to 2097 code for a protein of 698 amino acids. The record is from RefSeq and is a predicted model, not a curated record. Gene Ontology annotation, biological process: DNA-templated transcription. Lineage: Eukaryota; Fungi; Ascomycota; Sordariomycetes; Hypocreales; Hypocreaceae.
AUGACUUCUCCUGAGGGUUCCGCUGGACAGGCUGCGGAGCAGUUUACCUCGAGGCCGGUCGCGAAGAUUCUUGUGAAUGAGUCGUACCUGCGUGAGCUUGAGGCGAAAGCAAAGGCUUUAGACAGUAUGCAGCCUGGCGGUUCGAUCGCUGCGCAUCGCCACCGCAAUAACGACGAAGAUGACGAUUUCGAGGAUGAGCAGCCGCUGCUUGAGCCUUUUACGCAGCUCAGUCUGGACAACGUAUCUACGAGCUUCCAAGGCCCCGCGUCGGCGGACAACUUCCUUCGCAAUGUGAGAAAGCUAUCGGGCUUCCAAGGGGACGAUGGGAGCCUUGAUCUAGUCUCCAACUUCUACGAGCCCGAUGCCCUGCCAUCAAGGCGACAGGUUGUGUUCGGUAUACGCUCGCGAUUGCCACCCAUUGACAUGGCACGGAGGCUCUUUGCAGCACAGUACAUGUACAUUGGCACCAUCUUUGCCUUUACCGACCCCCGCGAGUCGUUUGAACGCUUGCUUCUCGAGGCAUACGGCGGGUUGCCGGAUCCCGCUGAUAAGACGGCGUGCCUGGAGUAUGCCAAGGUGCUCAUCGUCUUGGCCUUUGGGCAGCUGUACUCGGUGAAUCAGUGGGUGGACUUUCGAGGACCGCCGGGCUUCGAUUACUUUCGCGAUGCGCUGAACCUCCUCCCUGAGACUCACGAGGAGGGCUCCAUUCUGUGUGUCGAGACGCUGGCGCUUGCGGGAUACUUUAUGCAGAAUAUGAAUCGCCGCGAUGCUGCGUUCCAGUACAUCGGCAAGGCUUUGCGCAUGGCCAUCUCGCUUGGCUUGCACCAAGAGGUCAACCCUCAUUACAGCUCUCAGCAGGGCCCGGUUCUGGAUAAAGCGGAGAGGGAGCAUCGACGACGGGUCUGGUGGUCCAUAUACAGCCUGGACAGGAUCCUGUGCGUCAAGUCCGGCAAUCCCAUCACCAUCCAGGACGAGGACAUUGGCGUCGACAUGCCGUCGCCGCUGCCCGGAGACCCCAAGUAUUGCCCGGCCGUGGUGUUGCGCCACUACACCGAGCUGUCUCGGAUCCUCGGCCGGAUUCACAUGACAAUCUACCGCCGAUCGAACAAGGCUGCGCCAAAGUCCGGCAAGAGCCUCAUGGCGUCGGUGCAGAGCAUCAUCCUCUCGCUGUCCAAGUGGAAUCGCGAGCUGCCCGAUGAGCUGCGCUUCGACCCUUUGCGGCUGACGUUUAGCCGCGAGAGCGUGGGGGCCUUUGCGCAUUACUAUCAGUGCAUUAACAUGACGGUCAGGCCGCUGCUCUUCCAUGUGGUGCAGAAGCGGCUGAAGGCGAUCCGGGGCGGCGAUGGGGCGGCGGAGAAGGAGCGCGACUGGAAGGAAGGGCUUUCGCAGACGACGGUGAGAGUCAUUGAGAUGUGUAUUGCGGCGGCGCAGGAUGUCAUCAACAUGAUGGCCAUUACAGCGCAGCAGGACAUGGUUGCAACGUAUGGCUACAUGGACGGGGAACAUAUCUUUUCGGCCACCAUUGUGCUCGUCAUGGUUUGCACGGCGUUUCCUGACAAUGCUGCCAAUACCUUGGCCAUGGAAGCUGGGCUUGCCUUGUUGCGGAACAUGGGCGAGCGCGGAAACAGCCACAUGGGCGCUCGCUACGAGUUGCUGGCCGGCAUUCGCUCGAGCUCCUCGAGUCUCGCGUCUCCCGCUGCGGCUCCUCGCCAACAUUUCAACAUGAUGCCGUCCGGGUUCCAGCCCGGAGGCGCUCCGAUGGGGAUCAAUAAGGGCAAGGGGAUUGUUACGCCGCACAUGCCGAUGGCACCACCUUACCCUAUCGGCGCGUACAACAACAACACGGCCGCGAGCAGUGGAGGCGGGCAGUUCAACUUCCCGGCCGUGGACAAUGAUGCGCUGAACGAGCCGUUUUACGACGAGAGCGUGAGCACGGGGAUGGACUUUGGGCUGUGGGAGGAAGGGUUUGCGUAUCCUAACACGAUGGAUCUGGAUUUGGACUUUGGGCAGCGGUCUUGUGCGACGGGGGGAGCUGGGGGGACGGAUAUUCGGGAGUGGAUGUUUGAUUUCAUGGGGCAGGGCGGUUCUUCUGUUUGA